AUGGAUUUGAACUUGAUCCCGGAAGAGGAAGAUGAAGCUCAACAAGAAGAACAAGCUCAGCAAGGUGAUGCUAUUGAUUUGAACUUGAUCCUGGAAGAGGGAGAUGAAGCUCAACAAGAAGAACAAGCUCAGCAAGGUGAUGCUAUUGAUUUGAACUUGAUCCCAGAAGAGGAAGAUGAAGCUCAACAAGAAGAACAAUCCCAACGAGGUGACGCUAUGCAUUUGAACUUGAUCCCGGAAGAGGAGGAUGAAGACAUUGAAUUGAAUUGGUUUCUUGAAGAGGAAGAAGCUCAAGAGGCACAAGAAGAUGCAUCAUUGGAAGAAGCUCAAGAGGCACAAGAAGAUGCAUUAGUGGAAGAAGCUCAAGAGGCACAAGAAGAUGCAGAAGUGAGAGAAGCUCAAGAAGCUGAUGCACAAGGCAACCCAAGAGGGAAGGACAUGACAGACAAGGAGAGAUAUGGUGUUUACUUUGCUCUGCGAGUAAUCGAGCUUAGAGAUGGAUAG
Messenger RNA from Aegilops tauschii subsp. strangulata, 504 nucleotides. The record is from RefSeq and is a predicted model, not a curated record. NCBI's taxonomy places the organism in Eukaryota, Viridiplantae, Streptophyta, Magnoliopsida, Poales, Poaceae.